Messenger RNA from Triticum turgidum subsp. durum (durum wheat), 552 nucleotides. NCBI's taxonomy places the organism in Eukaryota, Viridiplantae, Streptophyta, Magnoliopsida, Poales, Poaceae. The record is from the annotation of a GenBank genome assembly.
AUGGCAAUAAUGUCGCCGACCUCCAUCUUCUUCUCUGUGAUCGUCUUCAUGCUCCUUUCCAAUGCCAUUACUACUCAAGCCGGUGGCUCUGGCAGUGGAAAACCUAAGGCAACAAGCCUCAUAGUGGAAGCGUGCAAGAACGCUUCGGGUGAGACCCAAGACCCCGAUGUCACAAAGGAAUUCUGUUUGUCGACCCUCCAAUCGGACAAGCGGAGUGCCGAGGCUAAAGACCUCCCUGGCUUGGUGCUCGUCUCCAUCGACAUCCUUAAGGGCCGUGUCACUGAUGCUAGUGUCAAGCUGCAAUAUGAGAACGUGGUGAGCACGCUCAACAUCUGCCAAGCCAUGAUUAAGGAUCACCAAGGUGACAAGGGCAUCCUGCACUCCUUGCGUCUGCCCCACUGUGUGGAUAUCGCCGGCGACACUUCCGACGAGUGCCAAACUGAUCUUGAAGAUGUGCCAGGGACGGAGGCGCUGCAAACUGAUAACGAGAGGCUGCGCAUUCUGUUCAACCUCAACACCGCCUUGGUUGUACCAUAUGAUGUCCGUGAUUAG